AAGAGGAAGGCGGCGGUCGCGAACGUCCUGUCAGUUAAGGCUUCAUCUCCAGCCCCUCAAAUGUCAAAAUUGCCACAAUCAAUGUUUUUUUGACGUUUGUGCGACCACGUCCAGAGGGUUUACAGACAUGAUAAAGCAGAUAAUGUAAAUACCAAGUGACACAAGAUGUCUCUUAUAAAAAUAAGAGGAAGAACUAUACUAUCCCCUAUUCUCACAGAAGAAGAACGAAUUGAAGCGAGAGCUUUCCGCGAAAAAGCCAUUCUUUAUCAGCGCCAUCUUGACCAUCAAAGAAGUCAGCAGUUGCAACAAUGCAACUAUCAGUAUCAACAGCAGCAAAAAAGUAACAUCAACUAUCAGCAACAAAUAAGGACUUCAACUGCAUCUAUAUCUGGAGCAGGAAGUAGUAAUAAAGAAAUACUUGACAAUGAAAGAUCAUCAUCCAAGAAGACUAACAAGAACGUAAAUAAGAAUGAAAUGAGACAACCCAUCCCUGCUGGCAUAAAAAAUCUUAGCUGUGGGGAAACGUCAUCAUCUUCGGCACCUAGUAGCCAAGGGAGUGGUGGAGAGUUGACCUCCGAGGGCCUUGAGGACUCGCCAAGUGCUGCUAAUGUUUCCGUGCAAACUGAGUCAUCUGGCUCAAUAACUACGAGUACAGAUCUGCACCACUACCUCAAUAACUCUUUAGACACAUCACUUGACACUUCUAUAAGUGUUUCUCAUGAUAUCUGGCGCAACUCCCCGUCACUGAUGGAAGUAGAUGAAGCUCUUCUAAAAAGUGAAUCUACUGAGGUGGCCACCAAUCUUAUUCUUGGCCGUCUUCAUCCGUCCGUCAUUUUGAAUUCUCCUUUCAAGCCUAAAACAUCUCGUCAAGAGUCACAGACCACAGAAACAACAAGUUCCACUUUGAUUCAGGGACAUCUGUCGUCUGGGAAACACACAAUAUCAGAAGGUCAGGACACUGCUACAGUGGGAUCUGUCAGCUUAAGCUUUGCAUCUGUGUCUGAAGAGGGAUCUGAGGAAGGCCUAGAAGUAUUAGAAGUUUCAGAAGAAUUGCUGGACAUUUCAGAAGAAGAUAAAGAUGCAGGUUUCCCGAGUGAGUUAGAGUCUGAUGUACAAAGAUAUGACAAAGACGACAGUCAAGACAACACCUCAUCAAGGACAAAAAGUACAUCUGGAGUUGAUACUGAUGAAGGGUUUCCUAGCACAAAGGAAAAAUGGAGGGAAAAUGUUGUACAGCAGCGUGACUCAGGACGUGGUACAAGCCACAGUGAUUAUCUUGAUAGCUAUUUGGACCUUUUAACCAGUCGAAGUGGAAGCAGUCUUAGUUUUCAUCCAAGUGGGACUUGUGCAUCCAAGUGUGAGACUACUGUUCCAACCACAACUGUAUCUGCUGUGUCAGGAAUCUCGGGUAGCAAAAUGACUGAUAAUUUUUCUCCUAAAUUAGUCUCUUCGUUAGGUGCUGCAAAAUCUAUUGUUAAGCCAAGACUUGUCAGCUCUGAAGAGAAUUUAGAAAAGAUAUGUCCAGCAUCUAAACAGAUUAUUCAGAAAGAAUUAGCUCUAAAGAAAUUAAAAAGUCCACCACAGCCGGUUGAAACUCCUGAGGAUAAGGAUUUGGAAAAAGAGGAUGACUCAAUUACUGAGGAAGUUGAAGCUUUUGACAGAAUUGAAGACUGGCCGAAAGAAAUUUUGUUGAAGCCCAGAGCUGCUUCAGCAACUCCUGAACGAAAGGAAAGGAAGAGGAGCAGAAGUAGAAGAUGGUCAUCUUGCCAGCCAUUGGAUCCAAGGCGUAGUGUUGGAAGCAAGUAUUUGGAUAGUUACUUAGGUAAACUCACGGAUGAUGCUUGGCUUCAGUAUCCCACCCAGCUAUGUGAUCGACGCAUGGUGUAUCUCAGUUCAGAUGAAUACAUUAAUGCUGUAAGGCCAAAACCAGCACAGAAUUCAUUUGAUCAGCAAUUUACAAGUACAGAUAUGUCUGAAAAUUCAGCUUCAGAGGAAACCAGAAACUUACAUACAUCUACCGAAUCACUCCAUAGUUCUAAUCCAGAUGGUGUAAUUAGAGAAAAUCCUGCCGAUAGAAAUUCAGGUUUUUCUUUAGCAGAAGGUUCAGUUGUAGAACAAGAAGCUAGUGAGCAAACCACAGGUAAAGAUAGCGAGGUAAGAGGUGAAGCGGAAAACACUGCAGUUCCACAAGAUGUAACUUUAAAUUUUGAUCGGGAUAUCCCUCCGAAGUUAGAAGCUGCACGUAUUUCUGAUGAUGCCGAUGUAAUUGUAUGUCAGCUGAAGCAAAAAGGUAAUACUGUAGUAAGCUCUUCUCAUUCCUCACAAGAUAGCAGGACACUUAGUGAUGUUGAUGUGUGUAGACAUCAUUCUGAAAGUAAUGAUCAGCAAGGGGACAGUACUAAUUUAGAAGCAGUUGUAAUUGUGGAAUAUGAUAGUGAAGAUGCUGAUAGAGUGCAGGGUGAUAUCACUGGUAGAUUACCAGAUGAAAGUAAGGUCCCUAAAGAUGAUGAAAUACAGAAAGGGAAUACAGUGUCCAGUGGUGUUUCUCAGAAGCCUCAUGAAUCUGGUUUUGUGUAUGAUGAAGAUAAGUACUUGAAAGCAUCAAGGUCAGAAUACAGAUCAAAGGCAGAACCUAGAAGUGUUGAAACAACUCCAACUACUGAACAUGAUGAUGGGCAAGACAGUUCCUCUGAUGAUAGCAGUGAAACAGAACCAAGCACAAUUGUAUGUCUUGAAGAUAUUCCUUUGGAAUCCCCCAGUGAGAGCAAGACUAUAUCAACAGAUAGUGAAGAACAUAGUUUCAUUAAAGGGGAGAAGGGAAUUAGUGACAAAGGAGAGAAUGGUAUGUCUUCCUUGGGUAUGAAUGGACUUAAAAGUCACAGGAAAGAAACAGUAAUUAGUGUUUCUGAACCAUCAGAAGCAGUAUCCAGAUCCAUGGGUGAUCAAAGUAAUUUAACUAAUCAUAGCAUCAAAUUAAUAACAUCUCAAAAAAUGGACAAAUUUAAGAUAGAAAAACUUUCAAAUAGUGAUUCAGCUCCUUUAAAACAAGUCAGUGGAAAAACGAAAAUAUUUGAGUCCGACGUUGAAGAGUCAGAAGAAGAGUGUUUAGUGGUUCAGGUCAUUUUGGACGAAAAUGGUGCCCAUGAAAACCAGAAAUCAUUAUGCGAUAUUGCAAAAUUGGAAACUAAGAAAAAACACGAAUUAGUUAAUGACAAUAUUACCAGAAAUGAAUUGAUAACGGUUGCAAACAUAGCUGAUAGUGAAAUGGAGUUGGCUCAGGGAAGUCCAGUAAAUGGCUGGGAGGUAACACCUGAACAGGGAGCAAAAGAUGCUAUGAGUCAAGUUCUGUCACUACUAAAGGCCAAACAGGAGCAGGAAUUGGAGGAAUUGCGAAUGCGUCAGGAGGCAGAAGUACAUCAAGUUAUUGAGAAAUUGCAAAAAGUCUCUCCUCAACAGUUACAUGCAUUUCUUUCGGCUAGUAAUGAUAGUGAUGUUUUAGUUAUACCCAAAUCUCGGGGCAGUCCUCAGAAUGUUGGACAGAUGCCUACAAGUAGCAGUGCUGACUUCCAAACUCAAAGUGAGCACUUGAAAGUUAAGAGUGUUGCCCGAUCUAUAAGCCCAAGAAGUCCAAAAAGAAGUGUUGAUUCAAAGAAAAAGAGCAGCCCUGAUGAAGCAAUUAGAGUAAGAGCAAUGAGGAAUGUGCAUGAGGAUGGUGAUGAUGAUGAUCAGUCCACUGUGCCUUGUAUUGCAUAUCCUAUGGUAACUAGCACAGAAAGUGUCUGGUCGUUGUCACACCCUCUCGCUUCUUCGGCAGAGUACAUUGCAGAAUGCACUGGCCAUCCCCCUACACAUUCUGUUAUGUCAGUAAGUGAUUAUUCUACUUGCAUUUCUCAUGACACAUAUCCUACCUCAUCUCUUCCACUGAUGUCUGAGAGCAACUCAUCUGCCACACAUGUUUCCAUCAUGUCAGGUUCCUGUAGUAGUAUAACAGGGUCUUUGGCUGAAUCUCCUAAGCCUAGGCCAUCAAAUCAUACCAAUAUCAUGCCUUCAUAUUUCAUGUAUGAUGAAAAUAGAGUUUCAGGCGAGGUUCAGAAGGAUGACAAUUACAGAGCACACAUUGCUGAACAAAAUUCUACAUUUGUUGAAAGUAUUACCCGUCCACAGAAUGUGCCUCAAGUUUCGUCCUCCUUCAGUAACUCAGACCACAAUGCCGUUGGUUGUUCGGCUCAUGUCAAAAAUAACAAUCCUGAAACAGUUGACACUAUGAGUUAUAUUAAUGGAAACUGUUUAAGCUAUGGAGAUGGAAUGCAGUAUUAUAGACUCUUUACUGGAGAUGAGGACAAUAGCACGACAAAGACUACCUCGCAUAGCUCUCAGAUUGUGUCAUACCCACCUCAGAGCACAGACACUGUUGUACAGCCAGGCUUAUUUAGAGUAAUUGGUAACAGUCCAAGGCCUACGAGUAUAACAAGUCUUCUUAAAGAUCAUCCAGAAAUGUUUGGAGAAGAAGUUUUGGAAGUCAAUUUGGAACAUGAUGGUGAGUGGACCUCUACGGAGGCAGAACUUAGAGAGCAACAUGUUCAUUCUCGAGAGCAUCAUAGCCAUUCCAUGUCUCAUGGUGGAACAGUGUAUCUUCGUCCUCCCACCACUACAACAAGUACAAGUUCUAUUGUAGCUGAAGGUGGACUUGAUAUGGUUCCUGAAAGAGAGAAUGCUGCAGCUCCAAGUCAUCAUCUGGGUGAAAAUCUUAUUUUCAUAAGAGGAAUAACCAGAUUACAAGCGUGUGUCCGUCGCUAUUUGACACAGCGGUUGCUUCGUACUAAAUUUGUACAGGAACAGUUGGCAACUCUAUCUGAAAUUGCAAAGCUUGCCCAACAGUUUCAUCGAGAUAUACUCACCGACAAUAUUCAGAAAGGGGAUGUUGAUUUCCACAAAACAUUAUAUAAUCAGGAGAGAAUUGCUCGGGACAGAAUCCGUAGAGUAUUUGUAGUGCUAACUGUUGAAGAACAAAUGGCUCUCAUACAUCGAGAUCGACAGUUGUGGCAUCUACAGCAGGAAAGGAAAAGGGGCAGUGAUCCAAGAAUUUCACCAGUUCAUGUUAGAACAAGAAGCAGAUAUCAAGAAGACCGGCAGAGGUCAACAGUGCCAGUUAGAACAUCUACAAAAAGAGCUUCUCCUCAAGGAUCACGAAGCCAACAAGAAAGAAAGACACGCACAUCUGUAUCAGGUCCUACCAAGAGUAUUAGUAGUAGUAGUACUCCAUUAGUGCAACCAACCCUUGUUCAGCCGCCACAGUCAGCGUCACUUGUAAGGUCUGCUCGCUCUGAUUAUCGAAUGUCUCCAAGAGGAAGCAGGUUACCUGUACAUGUAGCAAGAUCAUCUUCAAAUUUAGAUAGUGGAACUCAUUCUGCAUACCGCUCUUCUAGCAGAGCUGCUCGGUCUCCAUCUCAAGAUUCUCAGUCUUCAGUGCAAACUGCAUCUCAUCGAUCUGGAUCCAGUAGUUCCCGAAGUAACAGUACUUCUCGUCUUUGUGGUCGAACAGGUACACAGGCACCAUCUAGAGUUACAAGUCAUAUGACAAGCACAAGAACUUGCACCAUCAGAAAUGCUACCAAUAGAGUUACUCCCCCAAGAACUGCUACAAAGACAUCAGUAGUGGGUCGGAGGCCUUGGCGGUGAUGGCGGAAGGAAAGAGGUCGCAAGCAGUGGCAGCUUCAGGCUUCAGACUUCUAUAACAUAUCCUGCAUCAGAGUAUUUCAAAUGGUCAGCUUGUGCAGGAUGAACUUGCCCACUGCAGAUCUUGCAUGAGAUGUCAUGAUAAUGCGGUAAAGGUUUUGAAAGUGAUAUAUGUUUUCAGUUGCUCUAUUUCUGGUGGUAACGUAUAUGUAUAGCAAUUGAAAAACUGUAUUAUUAACAGACCUUGUGGCUUCCACGUAAGGGGUUGCUAUUUGUUAAGUUUUUACUUUGAAGCAUUCCAUUUUUAAAAUACUCAGUUAUAUGUAUAUUGAACUUUACUUUGUAUUAAGCCUUUGUGGCCUUUAUAAAAUUAUUUCUCAUGAUUGUGGACAUGACUGUCGUUGUGAGUUCACAAUCUUAAGGUGGUGUUGAUUCUCAUUUUGCAUGUUUUAUUUUUUCAGUCUUAUUUAUGAACACUAUUUCACAUCACUUUCUGCAGCUUUCUUUAGCAUAUGUUUUGUAACAUUCCCUCUGAAACAUUUCAAACUUCAUUUUAGACUUUAAGGGAAAUUGCUGGCAAAAUAAAAGAUUAUAAAUGUAGCACUGGUAUAGUCUAGUUUGAAAGUAGCAAAGUCCUAAAUUCUCACUGGUAAGGAUCCAUUUGAUCCUUACCUUUGGCUUUGUAACAUAGCAAACAGUUGUGUCUAAUUUUUUGUAUAAUAAUCGGUGCCUUUUCUCUUCUUGUCAACAUAUCGUAUCAGAAAGGCUGAUCAUAUGACAUUGCAGUUCUGUAAAGAAAAUAACCAGUAAUCAAGAAAUUUCUUUGCUGAAUUUGAGGUGUUAUAUUGUUUUAUUGUAGCUGACAUUUCAGCUAGGUACAUAUGCAAAAAAUGUUCAUUAUUCCAAAUUAUGUGCUCUAUGAAGAAUUUCAGGAAACCUUUUAAUUUAUCUGUAAAACUGAACUAGGUAACUAUCUUUUCUUUGCACUUAUGUUGUCGGCUUAUUUUUUUUUAUAUAUUAUUAGAUAAACUGUAGUAUUUCAUCAUCAUCGUUGUUUCCAGUACCUUGCAGUGCAAAGGGCCUCUGUGAAAUUCCACCAUUCAUGUAUUUCCUGUUCUUUUAAUUCCCCAAAUCUCCAGCCACCUGUCUAACAUUCUCAUCCAAGUAGGGCUGAGUCUGCCAACUUUCUUAGUGCCCACAGGAGCCCAGCUGACAUUAUCAUAUACCACUCUCCCCCUGGGUAGUGCAAAGGACUGUCCAAUCCUCCAAUCCAUCUCACCUUCCAUUCAUUUUUAUCUUAUGUAAUUUCUCUUAUGGCAUUUCUUAAUCUAUCCUGCCAUAUGACUCCAUACAUUCUUACUAAAGCUUUAUUCUCAGAUUGACUAAAUCUUUUAGGUAUAGUUUUACUGUCCUACCAAAUUAUACAUAUUGUUCGAGUGUAAAAAUUUUUAUUUUAGUUAACAAAUUCAGUCUAUUCACUUUCCAGAUGUCACUCAACCUGCCCAGUGUUUGAAUUGUCAUUAGUAUUUCACUAAAUUUCAUGUCAAGAGAACUUAUAUUAGAAAUCACUGUUCUUAAAUACUUGAAGGAUUCCACCUCAUCAGUUCUUUUGUCUAAUGUUAUUUCAUCUCGUUGUGCUUUCUAAGUCCUCAUUAUUCUUGUUUUUCUUAGAUUCAUCUCUCUAGAUAUGUGAUACAUUCUAUUAAGCAAGCUCUCUAAAAUUUGUGAUCCGUGGAUGAAAAUGGUAGAACAUUUAAGUUUCUGAAGUUCUUCCCAUCUGAACCUUCUCUUCUUCUGUAACCACUUUUUCUUCAUUAAAAAUUACAUGAGAAGGGCAGUUAGCAAAGAUGGCAUAAUUGACUUAGGUAACUCCAAGAAAAUUGACUUUGCAUCUGCUUCACUCAUAACAUUGCUCUGUGGAUGCUGUCAUAUGUCAUCUCAAAAUCAGCAAAAAGCCAUUGGAGGGUUAUUUGUAAAUUCCAUACAUUGCAUGACAAUAUGUUGAGCAGACUGAUUCUGUGUAUUUGCACUACAUUUUUUAGACUGAAUAAAAUGUAGCAAGUUGGUCAACCAGCCAGGGAAUUAAAAUGUACUUAAUUAUGCCAAUGUAUUUAUGCCAAUAUACAUUGUAAACAAUGAUUUUAACUGUAAGGCCUCAAUCUUGUGGUCAUUUUCAUUUUAUUUUGUAAUAAGAGAACCCAGUAUUUCUCUCUUGAAAACUAUUAUUUUGUGUACCAGUAAUUUUUAUUUUUAUUGUACUUACGUGGAUGCAUUACAUUUUUUAAUAUAUAGCAAUAUACUAACAUUCCAUGACAUUUCUGACAAGCCAGAAUUUACCUCUACAUGGGGCUUACUUGCCCAACCAUGCAAGCAGUUUAAUGGUAAGGCAAUGAAUCUUCAUUCCGUCGCUGCAGAGAAAGAUGAUAUAGAGUAAGUUUAAGAUUAAAGUUUGUGUACUACCAAGAUACAGAUGUGUGCUGUGCUUAGAUCUUGAAAAACUGGAACCUGGAAACUGACCUCUUUCCUAAAUAAAACUUGAUGCUUUCACAAGACUGAAAGACAUUCUCAACCCUUGUUGUAUAUAUGUGACUUUCAUAAUAUCUCAUAUAGCCAUUCAUAUAUUCUAAAAUUUGCAUACUACUUUGAUUCUAUUUUAAUGGAAUAAGCUAGGUUAGCUCCAUUUACCUCCUUAGGGAGGAAUGCUUCUCUGUCUUGCCAUUUCUUUACUGUCACUUGAUAAUUCCAGAAUUCACCCUAUAUUCAUAGACCAGUAAUUCAUGUAUCCAGUCCAUUAAUGCCAUUAAUGUCAUUCAUUUCAUUCAUUAGGGAUAAAAUACUCGCCCACUCAUGAAUUUAUCCUAUAGUGUUUACAAUUUAUACCUGAAAUAAGUAUAAAAAAAUGUGUUUUUUUUUCAAACUUGGUUUUUCACUAUGUUAAUGUUGUGUUCUUCAUUAUUUGUAGAGGUUUCAAUAUUAGAAUACUAUAAAUGACUUAUUGAGAAUUAGUGAUAACUUAGGUAUCUGUAGGCCCUUAUUACUAAUGCAGUGUACAGUAUACAUAAAUUCCAAGAUCUGUCAUCACACUUUAAAAGAAUUCAAACUUUCAUUGCUAGGCACUAAGAUUCUGUGCUUCUAUUACUCUUUAUGCAAAAUAACACUGCCAAGCUAGCAAAAAUCUGUAAUAUUUUAGUGUUUUGGGUUAUAUGUUCAUACAUAUACGUACUGUACUUGUAUUUUCACUGUUUUCUUGCCUAUUUACAAAUUUUCCAAACUCUCUACAAUUUUACCAAAGACUUUAGCAAAAAACCAUACAUUCUUAAGAGUAGGAGGAAAUUGUGAAGUGCUAUUUAUUUUUGUGACAUUUGCAUCACUGGGCUUUUAUCUGAUUUCACCCUAACUGUUGACUUUAACUAAAUUUAAAAUCAACGUAGUUACAAGCUUCAAUCAAGAUCAUUUAUUAUCAAAGUAUGACAUUUUUCCACUGAUCUCAGUGUAUAGUCAUGUUCCAGUAGCUGUUAAAUGUUCAGCCGCAUAAUGAAAUUUAUCAGUUUGAAAUUGUGCGUUUACUGUUUAUCAAAGGUUUGAAGAUUAAACCAUGAUUUUACUAUGAUAGGAUACCUUUGACCGGGGGAGUGGCAGAUAACAGUUCUGAUACUGGUAGAGACUCGCAUGUAAAUAUAUUUUGUAUAAAGAGGGCCACUGUCAUGCUUGAAAAUAUUUGUUCAAAUAUUGAAGUUUUGUUGAAGGACCCUACAAAUUAUGAUCAUCAUAUUUGCUUUGAAAUUAUUUUAAAACAAAGUGUUUUGUUCUCAAUGAUUUGACUUUGAUUUUAAUUAGUCGAAUGAAUGAAUUUUUUUUUUUUUAUAUAUAUCUUGACUUUUGUAAUUAUCCUAGGGCAGUUUGUCUGUAGUAGUAUUCAUAACAUUACGUAUAACAUGUCAAAAUAAAAACCAAGUACAUACUUAUUUAUACUGGAUUGCAGUGCACAAAUUAUCCUAGCUGCUGAAGUGUAUUUAAUAAUAUGUGCAAUAUCCAUCAAUAUAUGGUAGCUAUGUAUGUAUAUUGUCUUCAUAUUAGCAACACCCUUAGUGUAUGUUUCUGUGUGAAAGUUGUAUAUCAUCCCUGGGAGCUUAUAAAUAUUGUAAGUGAAGAAAAUCUGUGCCUAAGUAAGUUUCUGGGGUUUUAAAAUAAUCUUCAGAUUUGCCUAUGCUGUAAAUUAUUGGUGUUGAGUUACUUACCUUACCUAAGGUAUUAUUGUACAAGACUUAAGGAACUUGGUUAAAAGUAUAUUUAAUUGUCUGCUAUGGGAACUCUCAUUGUGCAGUCAGGAGAAAUGCUUUAAGUUAUUUCAUUAAGGUUACUGCUGCAUAUCUACCUGUAUUUCUACUAGCUCAACAUCUUACAGUGCUUCUAGUUAAUUUAUUAGGUUGUUUAUGAAGGCCAUUUGAGACAUUAAAUUUUGUUACGAGAUUUAAUAAGGCUGAUACAUGGCCUUAGUGAAAAGGUCUGUACCAUUGUGCAUUUUUUCCAUGUAAGAUGGCUUGGAAUAUCUUAUUGGUUAGGGGUGCAAUUUUCCAUUCUUCUUAUACAUCAUAAUUAUGUAAUGCAGUUUAUGUUUUGAUCCUUCAGUGGAUGAAAUCUUUAUGGUAUAAGAAAGACAUGUUUUAAUGUCUUUUGCCUCUUAGUGCCAUUGUAUAUUAAUUGUGAAAAUUAUGUUUUUUAGGUAAAGAGUCUUAAACUGCUAACUGCUAUACAAUCCUGCCUUGCAUUUGCUAAUUCAGUUUAUGUUGGUUCACACGAGAUUUUCUUAAUUCUAAAUUCUGAAACACUUCAUUUAUACAAUAUCAGUCUUUGGUUUUGUGAAACAACCAGGUAAGUUUCUGUAAUGACUCAUUUAAAUGCUGUAUUUAUAGUCUCAAUAUUUGUAGACACAGUCUUUUGUUCAUAAAAGAAUAGGUAUAAUCUUGCAACAUUAGUACACCACCACCAACCACCUCAUACUUUGUACAGCCUUAGCAUUCAGCUGCAAAACAGCUGGGUAUUGACUGGGUACUUCAUAUUUGGUUGAACAGUUUAAAUAAAAAACGAGUUAUAUAUUAUAAAAGUUUAGUUUAUUCAUAACAACCAAUCAAUUAUAAAGUAGUAUAUGGUUUUGCUUUUGUUGCUGGUGAGGAAACACCACAUUCCACUAAUAAUGGUGCUGUUGCAGUUACCAGUAUUAUGAUCUCUGAAUUUCUUUGCCAUUUCACUGUGCCAGGAAUGUCAAUAGUACUCAAGUUUGGACAAGACUUGCAGAGCAGUUGACAGGUCGAGGAAUUGUGUGGAACUGUUAUUUUGUUGACAGUGACUAAUUGAAGGUUUUUUCUCAAAGAAACUAAUCAACUAGGCUGUGUAGGUGAGCAUCCUUAUGGUUAAAUAAAACCAGGCGGCUCAUGAAUAAUAGGUCAUACCCAUAGGGUGGUAGUGCCAUCAGUGCAUCUCACAUGGUGCACUGUAGGCAUUACUUAGGGUUUUUGCAGCCUCCUCUUCUUUUAUGAACAAAAAAGUUUGGGGUACAGUAUUGGAGACCACAAAUGAGGCAUUUGUAACUGAUGGUAUUGAUAUGAACAACCACGCUUAUGGAUAUCAGUUUUCUAGUGUCCCAAUAAAAAUGAACCUGGCAAGAUCUAUCUGACUAAAUUUGUGUUCAGAAGGAAAAAACGAAUAAAGUUAUGUAAUGUAGGUGAUGCUUUGUCAAAAAGGCUUUUUUUAAACAUCUGUACAGUAGCACAGAUUUAAUUUUGAAUGUAUAAAUGAAAGUGCAGAGUAAUACAAAAAAUAUAUGAUUAACAUGUCUUGUUUGGUCCUCAUUUUUCUGUCAAGUAGAUUAUAUAAAUAUAAUCUGCAUUAAUGGGGCCUUGUUUUAACAGGAUCUUUGUAAGGGUACAUCACUGAUUUGCAAUGCAAUUACAAUUUCAUUCCAUGCUAUGUUCAUCAUUCAACUACUUUAGAUAUUUAUUUAAGGUUUUGUCUAAAAAAAAAUUGUAGAUGUGCUAUUUUUGUCUUCCUUGUUAUGUUAUAUAAACUGAUUAUGCACAGUGUUGCACAUUUUGUUACAUCUUUUAGAGAUCUCAAGUGAAAUGCUAAUGCAAUAAAGCAUAAAGAUCGA
Messenger RNA from Macrobrachium nipponense, 11824 nucleotides. RefSeq lists its product as uncharacterized. The transcript has 10 exons. Lineage: Eukaryota; Metazoa; Arthropoda; Malacostraca; Decapoda; Palaemonidae. The record is from RefSeq and is a predicted model, not a curated record. The coding region runs from base 166 to 5679 and encodes 1837 amino acids.